UGGGCGAAACUGAUCAUAUCAUCAUCGGAACACCCGUCAAUCUGAUGGGCGGGAGCAUUAACUUCCGGGUGUUCGAUUGCCGUUUUUGUACUGGACGACGCGGUCGUCAUGAUCGCUACUCAGGGCCACCAGGAUCGGUGCAUCCGGAUACACAAGCAGCUGUCGUCGUCCUGCCAAAUUAUGUUCUCGGCCACGUACGAGCGGGUGGUGAUGGAGUUCGCCGAGUAACCAAUCCGAUCGUGUUUCGUCUGGUGCGGGAGCAAGAAUCACUCGAUAACAUCAAACAGUACUACGUCAAGUGCCGCAACCAGGACAAGAAAUAUCAAGCAAUUUCGAACAUCUACGGUGUGAUUACCGUCGGACAAGCGAUCAUUUUAUGUCAUGUGAUGUACAGGACAGUUGUAAGCUCCAAGUAAACUUAUUUUCGGCAUUAUUAAUCGAUCGAAACAAACACGCAAAGCGGCCGGUUGGUUGUCCGGCAAGAUGUCCCAGGAUGGUCACUCGGUAGCGGUACUGUCCGGUGAUCUAACGGUGGAGGAACGGUUGGCCGUUAGUGAUCGAUUCCAAGCCGGACUAGAGAAGUUACUGAUUAUAAUGAACGUUUUGUCCAGGGGUAACGACGUCGAACAGGUGACCAUUAUCGUCAACUUCGACCUGCCGAUGGAUCAGCAGGGACGAGCCGAAUGCGAAACGUAUCUGCAUCGAAUUAGACGCACCGGUAGAAUCGAAAGUGUGACUCAUUCGUGUGAACCUAUAGAUUAUAUUUCUCGCCUCUUCUUUAGCAGAAUGGAAUCGCCAUCAUGAUUUGCAGAUCAAUUGAAAGACACUUCUAGAAAAAGAUUCAGCUGCUAGAUGCACAGAACUCGGACGAAAUUUUAAAUAUCGGAUCGUAUAGUGUUUUAGACCAGCUACUGGUGAAAGGCGCAGGAGCUU
Messenger RNA from Topomyia yanbarensis, 933 nucleotides. Its product is annotated as DEAD-box helicase Dbp80-like. The record is from RefSeq and is a predicted model, not a curated record. Bases 484 to 804 code for a protein of 106 amino acids. Gene Ontology annotation, cellular component: cytoplasmic stress granule; nucleus. Gene Ontology annotation, biological process: poly(A)+ mRNA export from nucleus. NCBI's taxonomy places the organism in Eukaryota, Metazoa, Arthropoda, Insecta, Diptera, Culicidae. The transcript is spliced from 2 exons. Gene Ontology annotation, molecular function: RNA binding; RNA helicase activity.